AGGAAGAAUUGAAACGGCUAGAGAGGAAAAUAUGGGGACAGCACGUGUUAAGCUAGCUACCCUAUGCUAUUGCUUGUUCUCCUUCUUGGCAGCUGAGGCCAAAUUUCCGAGCCCGCCUCCUCUGAAAGUAGGGUUCUAUCAAGACAAAUGCCCAUCGGCCGAGUCCAUAGUUCGUCGGACGGUUCAUAAGUUCGUGGCUAAAAGCCCUGGAUUUGCCCCUGGACUCGUCAGGAUGUAUUUCCAUGACUGCUUUGUGAGGGGCUGCGAUGCUUCCGUCCUCCUCGACUCCCUCCCAGGCGCCCCAGCCGAAAAGGACUCUCCGGCGAACAAUCCGAGCCUCCGAGGCUUCGAAGUAAUCGAUGAAGCCAAAGCGAGGCUGGAGUCCAUCUGCCCCUCUACCGUCUCUUGCUCCGACAUCCUUACCUUUGCCGCCCGUGACGCUUCCCUGAUUGCAGGUGGUAUCAAUUACGCCGUCCCCUCCGGCCGACGCGAUGGCAGAGUCUCCCUAAUCGACGACAUUCCCCAAAACCUCCCUCCUCCUAACUUCAAUGCUGACCAACUCAAAGAAAACUUUGCCCGAAAAGGACUGACACUCGAUGAAAUGGUCACUCUAUCAGGGGCCCACUCAUUCGGCGUCUCCCACUGCUCGUCCUUCGCAGACAGGCUGUAUGGAUUCAAUGCGACACACCCGCAGGACCCUUCACUGGAUCCGCUGUUCGCGUCGUUCUUGAAGCAAAGAUGUCCGAGGACCGUUGGGGGUGCAAGUGAUCCGACAGUGAUGAUGGAUUUGAUUACGCCGAACAGGCUAGACAACGCGUUCUAUGUGAACUUGGAGCGUCGUCGGGGGUUGUUUGGGUCGGAUCAGAUGCUGUAUGAUAGUGAGCUGACGAGGAGGGUGGUGGAGGAGAACGCGAGGAGAGCGGGGGUGUGGGGGAAGAAGUUCGGGAAGGCGAUGGUGAAAAUGGGGGCGAUCGAGGUGCUCACCGGGAGGCAGGGGGAGAUUAGGAGGAAGUGUAAUGUUGUUAAUUGA
Molecule: messenger RNA, 1030 nt
Organism: Asparagus officinalis (garden asparagus)
Lineage: Eukaryota; Viridiplantae; Streptophyta; Magnoliopsida; Asparagales; Asparagaceae
Product: peroxidase 5-like
Exons: 2
Coding region: 32-1030 (332 amino acids)
Biological process (GO): response to oxidative stress; hydrogen peroxide catabolic process
Cellular component (GO): plant-type cell wall; plasmodesma
Molecular function (GO): heme binding; peroxidase activity
Source: RefSeq, a predicted model, not a curated record